AUACCAGGGGCAGUGGACAGGAGGGAUGCGACAUGGAUAUGGUGUACGUCAGAGUGUACCCUAUGGCAUGGCAACUGUGAUCCGUUCACCCCUCCGAACGUCUCUAGCUUCACUCCGGAGUGAGCAGAGCAACGGCACUGUUCUGCAUGAUGUCACUUCAGACAGUCCAGCUGGAACAAGAGGAGGUUUUGUUCUCAAUUUUCACAGUGAUCCAGAAGCCAUGGGCAUUAAGAAAAAAGGAGGCUUAUUCAGAAGAGGAUCCCUUCUUGGUAGUAUAAAACUUAGAAAAUCUGAAUCUAGGUCAUCGAUAUCUAGCAAACGGAGCUCUGUCAGGAGUGAUGCUGCUAUGAGCAGAAUUAGUUCUAGUGAUGCCAACUCUACGAUUAGUUUUGGAGACGGUGACUGUGAUUAUUGCCCUAUGGAAGACCAUGUUGAUGCCACCACUACAGAAGCCUAUAUGGGUGAAUGGAAGAAUGACAAGCGCAGUGGUUUUGGUAUUAGUGAGCGUUCAAAUGGUAUGAAAUAUGAAGGAGAAUGGCUAAAUAACAGGAGGCAUGGAUAUGGAUGUACCAUGUUUCCAGAUGGCACCAAAGAAGAGGGAAAAUAUAAAAAUAACAUUUUGGUCCGUGGAAUAAGAAAGCAACUUAUACCAAUACGAAACACAAAAACUAGAGAAAAGGUGGACAGAGCAAUAGAGGGUGCACAGCGAGCAGCUGCCAUGGCAAGAACCAAAGUGGAAAUUGCAACUUCAAG
Molecule: messenger RNA, 753 nt
Organism: Pterocles gutturalis (yellow-throated sandgrouse)
Lineage: Eukaryota; Metazoa; Chordata; Aves; Pterocliformes; Pteroclidae
Product: junctophilin-1-like
Exons: 1
Cellular component (GO): junctional membrane complex; endoplasmic reticulum membrane; plasma membrane
Source: RefSeq, a predicted model, not a curated record